GCCCUUUUAAAAUGUAAAGCGGUUUAGCAGAGGAAAUGUACACCGUGAGGUGAGAAGACCCAGUGUCUGGUUCGAGCCGUUUCCCCCCCACACGAAUUAGACCAUCAUCAUGGGUGUAUAGUUGUUCCCAAGGGGUUGGCACGCCGAUGGUAUCUCACCCUUAACAACCAACCUAUCUCAGUCACAGAAUUGCUCUGCUACCCUAACAGGACGAGAACAUAUGCGCUCUGUACGCCAUGGAAGCCACAAAUACUACGUCCAGUUGUUAAAUCAACCGGUGUUUUAUGUACAUAACGCCCUCUACCCUUCCAAUAGCAAGAGUGGAACAGAAAGUCUAAUCUUUAAAAAAUUCUUUGUAUAAGAGAACGGAGUGUAGGUCUUACUUUCAAACUGCACGUGGAAAGUUAUCUUCGCAGUCAGGUUAAGUCUGAAAGCAUUGGGUUUGAUAAAAAGCCAGGAGGAACUUGAAGUAUUCCUGCUUGUUGAAAGUCUCUGGCCAUUCGCCUGUGGAUUUGUACAGAGAAUCUAACAGCGUAUAGCAGCAUUAUCUGCUCGCCCCUGCGUCUGCACAGCUCACCGACAUAUCUACGCUACCAGCCUAAUGAGCGAGUAACAUGUAGGUAGAUGAGUACGCUUAAGCCACGUCUCGGGAACCAACGACCAGCAAAGACGUACAUACGGCUGUCCGUCCGUCGUACAUGUUCUCAGUUCCGCUGUGUUACAACUCUUGUACCAUCAACUCUGUGGAAGAGGCUUAGACGAAAGAGUGCGAGCUGCCUCUAAGAAGGCAGCAAUAUUAUCGACGCCUUGUGUUACUGUCUGUGUACUGCUUGUGUUUAACGGUGACCCGACAGGAUGGCUGUUUACGCUGUAGUUCAGUAGCUCCAUGAUACAUCGUCCACCUCUGGGUCUCCACCAUAGGUAUAGGGGCUAACCACGGGGUAACGCGGCAAACACCCAUCAUACCAAGGCGAGAAGACAAACGGGCCUGUUGGGAAGGACAGGGGGUUUGUUUAUACCAAGUGCACGUACGCAGCAGGGCACAGCAACAAAAACUUACGCAAUUGGAGGCGGCCGGAGCCUGUCUUACGUGAGGGUCCAUGGCUCAACGGUAUGAGAAUGACCUCCCUCACUACGGGAGUAUGGACAAUCACACGGGGAUGUACGACCCUCACCGGGGUAGUGUAGCUAGCCACCCGGGCUUGGGACAUAGCACCCUAAACCAUUCUAGUAUCCAUCAGUACCCGCCUUAUACGUCCCCGAGCAAUAUGCCGGCAGUUAUGAAUUCCUCAUCACAGGACAGCCAGCUAAAAAGGGAUAAGGACUCAGUUUACGGGCACCCACUGUUUCCGCUUCUAGCUUUAAUAUUUGAGAAAUGUGAAUUGGCGACAUGCACCCCACGGGAGCCGGGUGUGGCCGGGGGAGACGUUUGUUCGUCUGAAUCUUUCAAUGAAGACAUAGCCGUUUUUUCCAAGCAAGUACUAGCACGAUCGGACAAGCCUUUAUUUUCGGCUAACCACGAAUUGGAUAGUUUGAUGAUACAGGCUAUUCAAGUCUUACGGUUCCAUCUAUUGGAAUUGGAAAAGGUGCACGAACUGUGUGACAAUUUCUGCCAUCGGUAUAUUAGUUGUUUGAAAGGCAAAAUGCCUAUAGAUUUAGUCAUCGAUGACAGGGAAGGGAGUACGGGAACGCCCGGCAAAACUAGCCUGGACGGUACGCCGCCCGACCCCUCGGAUGCCACCGAUCAGAGACCUCCCUCACAAAGUUUGAGUUUCAAUCAGCAGGAGGAUACCCAGUCUUCACGAUCAGGGGAUACCCCCAUACCCACUAGUCAAUCCAAUACAAACUCCUCACAAAAUGUAGACAAUGGUAGUGAAGCAGACUGGCUGGAGGUGUCUGUAUCAACUCCAGGCGAUGGCUUGGACAAUAGUGUAGGUUCUGGGGAAGGCACAGCAGAUGAAGAUACAGAUGAACGAAAUCCAAAACGACAGAAAAAACGGGGCAUUUUUCCAAAAGUAGCCACCAACAUAAUGAGAGCAUGGCUUUUUCAACAUUUAACACAUCCAUACCCCACCGAAGAACAAAAGAAACAGUUAGCACAAGAAACGGGACUUACAAUUUUACAAGUUAAUAAUUGGUUCAUUAAUGCAAGACGAAGGAUAGUUCAACCUAUGAUUGACCAAUCAAAUCGUGCAGGUCCAGGUCAUGGUGGUUACAGCCCGGACGGAACCGGAAUGGCCUAUAUGACUGACAAUCAGCAGAUGCACAUGCGGCCCCCUGGUGCCCCAGGCAUGCACGGUCCUGACAUGUACGAUCCUAUGAAGGCUGGCUAUUCACACAUGGCCGACGCCACACAGCGAGGCUACGACAUGCUUGGGAUGGGAAUGCACGGUCCAGAUAUGUACGGGUCUCCGCCUGUUAGCAGUUCUUACUCUCAGAUGUCCCAGCUUCGGCCACCCGUUCAUUCACAAACCAUGUUAAUACCGGGCCAUCCCCAUCAUAUGAUGAUGGGCCACGGGACUGCAGGCAUGGGUCACCACGGUAUGACGGCACAAAGCCCUCCUCUUCACGGCAGCAUGGAUGGCAUGUCCCAACAUAUACAAGACAUUCAUGCCGGCUAACCGAGCCGUCUUUUUCACCUCAGUUUGGAGGAAUUCUGACUUCACAAAAACCAGGCAAACCAAACAUGUAGUGUAACUACAUCACUACCACUUGUCCAGUCCAAACUAUAGUGGUUUAUUAGGGGAAUCCAAUUCCCACUUCUUCUGUUCUGAAGAUUUCAGAGGCCCGCCAUUGUGGACGGCGUCUGGACAGCGAACGGACGGCCUGCGGGGCUGCACGGACAGUGUUCAGGUUGGGACUGCGGCUGUCCAUUGUAGACAUCACCACCUCCCUCACCGCCGCCUGCACAUCCGGGCUGUGUGGAUAACGAGAAGCUGUAUAUAAUCCAGCUGUAUUUACCCUGUCUGUCUUUCUGUUUGCGUCCAUAUCCUAGUCAUAUAUGGAAUGGUUAGCUAGGGGAACACGUUGUACGUCCCCUGACAGCGUGGAAAGUUUGUCCUGUGAUCCAGCGAUCUGAACUGUUGACAGCGGAACCACGCGGACGUGUGUGUGAGACUGUGUGCCCGCUCUGCCGAUCAGUAAUGACUUGUCUUCGCAACGGAACCAGGUGUUCCGCAAAGGCAUAGUGCAUUCCAGGUACCCAUGGAAGAAUCAUUGUUCUGUAAGCCGGGCAGAGCAUGUCACUGAACUGUCGGGGACACGCUUCCUAGCGCCGAAAAGAGACGACAAAGUAAGACCAUUGACUUACCUCAGUGCUCAGUUGAAAACUCCUGUCGGCCAAAGGUUGGGUUAAAAGGACGAAAAUAAACUAUCCCAACGGGCAAGAUGAAAACAAAAAUCGUCCGGGUCCCCUUACCAUUGGGAAGGGUGUGUAUUUAGCAUCGCCCAUGUUAAUGGUUGAAGACUCUGGUUUUACAAGGAGUUGUAUCCGAAGACAGAAUACAGUUGACAGUUAUGGUAUGAUACCUUUGUGAAAGGCCGACAAGGGGAGAAACUGUUGUCGCCCAUUUAAUCUCCAUAUUGGGAUAUAUUAUUAACGAGAAACUGUAAACUUGAUGUACAACGUGUGGGCAUAUUGCGAUUCAGGGACUGGUGAUGUGAAUGUUAUCACUCAACAAACUGUCUUGGCACAUAGUUGGAUUCUAGAGGUACCCGACCACACUAAUGACGUCAUAGACACGACUGGUGACGUCAUACAGCGGGUCGUACGAUGACUUAUUUUCUGCUGGAUUCAAAUCUGCCGUCUUGUGCGUGUGUGAGAGUGUGUAACUUUUUUUUGGGAAUUUCAGUUGUUGUUUAUGUGUUGACAAUCGUUAUUUUGAUUGGCUGGAGAUAUGUGUGAAUGGUGAUUUAAGCUGAUCUCAGACAGCUGAAGUGGCCUGUUGUCGACAGGUACUCCUGUCUCUGCUCAGUUGUCAAAUAAUCAUUUUCAAACGGUUUCAAAUAACAGAGGUUAGUUUGUGUAUUAUAAUGAAAAAGUAUAACGAAAAAUUGGUAUCCAGGGUUUUUCUGGGUUGUUUAUGAAGGCGGUGAAUAUUGUUCUGUAUUUUAUUUAAAGCGAAUCAACAGGAUAGGGUGUGUAAAUGCAUUGUACAGUUGGUUUUGUAAGAGAAUAAAAAUGGCUUUGUGUAUUAUUUGUCCUAGCUAUUACCUCAAAGAAAAUAUAAAGAUGCCGUCAUCUGUCAGUUUACGGCAAAGUAUAGUUCCACGUUUGUCUCCAACAUGGAGCUUCCAUGAUGUACGUGUACAUAAAACACACGAACUAGACCAUUCCGACUUCUUUGACUUGUUUUUCUGAUUGUUAGAGUUUUCCACCUCGUGGAUGUCCCAGAUUUGGACAAGACGAGCUUGAUUGUCCUGUGUUUAAAUGAUG
Liolophura sinensis is the source of this 4435-nucleotide messenger RNA. RefSeq names its product homeobox protein Meis1-like. The transcript has 14 exons. Gene Ontology annotation, molecular function: DNA binding. The record is from RefSeq and is a predicted model, not a curated record. Gene Ontology annotation, biological process: regulation of DNA-templated transcription. Bases 1101 to 2621 code for a protein of 506 amino acids. NCBI's taxonomy places the organism in Eukaryota, Metazoa, Mollusca, Polyplacophora, Chitonida, Chitonidae.